Molecule: messenger RNA, 2943 nt
Organism: Sceloporus undulatus (fence lizard)
Lineage: Eukaryota; Metazoa; Chordata; Lepidosauria; Squamata; Phrynosomatidae
Product: major histocompatibility complex class I-related gene protein-like
Exons: 4
Biological process (GO): immune response
Cellular component (GO): external side of plasma membrane
Source: RefSeq, a predicted model, not a curated record
UUUCUUUCAGAGGCCCCUGUGGGGAAGGUGACACGCCAGGCAAUUGGGGGUGGCCAGGAAGCACUGAUCUGCCAGGUCCACGGCUUCUACCCCAAAGAUAUUGAAGCCACCUGGAGGAAGGGAGAGGAGAACUUGGAUCAUGAGACCUUCCGUAGGGAUAUUGCUCCCAACUAUGAUGGGACAUACUAUACUUGGCUCAGCACUGAGAUUGACUCCAAGGAGAGGGACCUCUAUCGGUGCCACGUGGAUCAUGCCAGCCUGCGAAAGCCUCUGGUCUUGGCUUUUGAAGAGACUGGUGUCAAUGUGGGGCUUAUUGUGGGAGCCAUCGUGGGAGUCAUGGUAGCUGUGUUGCUGGCAGUUGGGCUCACCUUCUUUAUUAAGAAAUGUAGAAAGAAGCGAGACUAUGAAAAAGCAUCAAUCAAUCAUCUAGUUGUUUGCAUUUUGUACAGCAUUUGUUCAAACAGUGGUCCCUUGCUUUGCGCGGGGGAUCUGCUCCGGACCCCGCUACAUAAGGCAAGUUCCGUCUAUGCUCGAAUCUCAUUGAGGAUAAUGGGCCUUGUGCACGCAGCGGCGUGAGUGCCGCAGGUGCGCAUGCCAUUCAUUAAAUGGCACUGAGCUUCUAGAGUAAGCUAGAAGCCACAUAAAAGGUGCCCAGAUAUCAUAUGGGCUCACUGUAUAUUCCUCAAAUUUCUUUCUAUUUCCACCUCCAUCUCACUGUUCUAUGUAUAUAUUUAUUUUUGUUUCCAGAUUAUGUAUAUUUCUUUACUCAUAUAUUUUACUUAUUUCUUAUUUCUUUCAUAAGAAAUUGAUUUUCCAACUAUUAUUUACAGCUUUAUCUAUUUUACUUUCCAGUCUAUUAUCAUAAUAUAAAAUCAGUUAUUAGACCAUAUUUUCUUACAAUAUUCUAUUAACGAAUCCCAGAUCUGUUCCUCAUUAAUUAAUUCAUCUUUCAUUAAACUUAUUAUUCUAUCCAUUUCCGCUACAUCUAAUGCUUUUACAAACCAUUCAUCAAUACAUGGGACCUUCCAGUGGUUUGCAAAUUUUUCAUGACCGCAUAGCAACCCAAGUAAUGUGAGGAAGAUCUUGGUGACAGAGAACAGCCAAUUUUUGACUCAGUUUCUACCCCAGCUUUGCCCAACCUGCUGCCCUUCAAAUGUUGGAGGCUCCAGUUCCUGUCAUUCUCAGCCAGCAUGAUCAUUGCUCAGGGAUUAUGGGAAUGAUCAAAAACAUUUGAAAGGUGGCACCAGUUUGGAGAAGAUACCAUCAGUUCUCUAAGAUCUUUAUCACACGUCGACCUAUGUGCCUCCAUCUCAAAAAUGGUUAAAGUGCUGCCAUCCCACAAAAGCAAUCCCAUUUGCUAUUGGUUAUCACACAGAACACAUUGGGGUUAAAAGCACAUUAAAGUGGGCCCAAUGAGAAUUUGGCUAUCAAAAGGAGACGAACAAAUCCUUAUUGCCUGCUUAGAAAUACCUCCUCAGCGCAUGCUCCAAAGUGUCAUUUCCGCAAGUGCGCACACACACACAUGCUCCAAGGAGGGGAGGGGAGGGGAUACUGGGGGGAUCCUCUUUGCCAGAGAAGCCCCAAAAGGUGUUUUAGAGAAAGGCAGAAUGAGGCUGCCCUUUGCAAACUCCAAACCACACACAAAGACACACACACACACACACACACACACACGAGAGAGAGAGAGAGAGAGAGAAAAGAGGAGGCUGGGUCCAUAAGCCUGCCUGAUUUCAUGCCCUCCUUUUCCAAGGCAUGUCCUCCACUUCUCUCUCCUAUCCAGGAGGACUUAAAACAUCCUCUCUCUGCCUUCUUCUAUGAGCUCUGCCCUUAAUUAGAAGAGGAAAAGCAGCCCGAGAGCCUAAAGACGGGAGUAUGUUUGUGUAUCCCUAAGGAAAGAGAGCAUUCUCCCUGUUUGGCACAGCAAGGCACCCUGGGAAACGAAGUCAUCUGGAGGCUUGUUUUCCACAUGGUUGGCGUGAUGCAAAGGGAAUGAAUUUGCAAGCAAAAUGGACAUGUAUAUCUUGUAGUUUUGCAAAUUUGCUCAUUUCUUGAUUCACCUCACAUUCUCCCUGGAUUCUGUCUGGAUUGUGUGCAGCAUCAUGCGAUAAGCAGCUGCAAAGUUGUCUCUAAAGCCGUGAAUGACCCUGCAUUGCCCCCACUUUAACCUUUUAAUUUCCCUCGUGUGAUAGAGUCCACAGUCUUUAAUGGCCAGAUAUUAUGGCUGAGGAAAAAAUGCUGGUAUAGAUCAUGACAAGGAGAUUGCCUCUGAACAGAGAUGGCCUGCAGGGUCCUCACAGUCUCUAGUUCCUGUCUGUUGGUUUGUGGAAACAGCUGCAGCUUCUAGGCAUUAGACAUCUACAACUCAUAAUGAAAAAGUGCUGAGUAGCUCUUCUACAUUUUUUGCUUAAUGAGUUUUCUGUGCUAAGAAAAAAGAUGGGAAGAACAAUGGGAAAAUGCAGGAUAAUGCCAACAUGUGAUCUCCUGCGAAUUUCCAAAAUCCAAAGAAUAAAAUCUGCUCACAAGUCUGGCCUUUUAUAGGCUUUCAAGCAAUAAACCAUUUGGAAAAAAGGCUCUAGAAUCUCCUGUCUCUGGAUGCCAUAUACCCAUUUUUAUGUUUUGUGACUAACCCAACGCUGGCUUUUGACUGAAGCCUAUUCCAAAUUGGAAUUGAUGGGGAAGGAAAGAUUGAAUUGGGAAAGGGAACUAGAAAGGAAUGGAACUGGAGAGAUAGAAAUUAACAACUGUUCGCACUGGUGCAGGGCAACCAGGGGAAUCCUGGCUUUGGAGAUGCCCUGAUCCUCCCUCAUUGCAAAGGCUUCCUGUUCCAACAUUGGGUGGGGUGGCUGAUCGUAUAUGAUAUGUCCUGCUCAGCCACCUUGCACGUCUUCUGCCAUGGCAAGGUUAUUUCUCUCUUGAGGUGAGGAAACAUGGCACCCAGCAAUC